Messenger RNA from Fomitiporia mediterranea MF3/22, 1710 nucleotides. RefSeq lists its product as uncharacterized. NCBI's taxonomy places the organism in Eukaryota, Fungi, Basidiomycota, Agaricomycetes, Hymenochaetales, Hymenochaetaceae. Bases 1 to 1710 code for a protein of 569 amino acids. Gene Ontology annotation, molecular function: DNA binding. The transcript has 3 exons. The record is from RefSeq and is a predicted model, not a curated record.
AUGAUUAUCCACCAUAAGAAUCGCUAUAGGCGAGCUCUCUCUGAUUCGCAGAAGACCAAUCGGAUGCUCUCUGGCUCUGGAUCUUCCUCCCAGAGCACCGCAUUAAAUCCCGAUUUGGGAUCAAUCCCAGUUGAGAAUUCGACUGGGAGCCAUCCUUCUAGUCACAGCUCCCUUAAGCUAUCGCUUAAGAUCCCACCGCCAGAUAAAAUAAAUACUACUAUUGUUGAAGGAACAGCUCAUGCAAAGACUAAUACCAACAGCUCUGCCACUAGCAGACAAACUGUGGAACUACCGACGCCCAUGUCUGCCUCACCGCAGUCAUCUAUUUUAAAUACACCUAAUAAUGCUCUCAAACUCUCGGGUGUGCAGUCUACUUCGGCGACUCCACAGGACAGAGAAAAUACGCCUUUAGGCGCGUCUUAUUCAACCCAGGACGCGUCACUUCUCUCACCGCCCGAUUCGAAUUCAACUACACCUGCAUCCUCAUCCUCAUCAUCAUUAUCCUCGGUCCAGUCGGAACACUCUUCUUAUUCGGUUACACACAAAUCUCUACCUAGCAACAACGAGCUAAAUGGAGCUCUUUCACGCGCUAGGAAGGGGAAUUCCGUUGCCUCACAAAUAGAAACUCGGGCAUCAUCUAAUUCGUUUCGUCCUGUCGGCCCAGCUCACCUUGAGCACGACUACGCCAAAGCGCGUGAGGAGCUCUCUAACGCCGUCGCGAUCUCGGCGUAUGAGCUCUUUGGAUUCAGUAUUCCUGUGCGCAACGCCGAAAUGGAGUCAAAGCGUCCCGGAAAGGACCAGAUUCCGCAGUUACGCGAUCAUCCACUUGUGCAAAAAGCGGCACAAGCGUUAGAUAAAGCCGAUGAGGAGCUCGAGGUUGCUUUGGCGCGGGGAGAGACGUUUGAAAAUACACCUAUCCCUGAUCAGUGGAGAUGGGGAAGUGAUCUUCUUCGUCCUUACGAGUGGGCACGCCCGGAGCCCGAAGUACAGGAGGAGCCUCCACGAAGGAGAAUUAGAUCCCGAGCCGAGGUAGUGCAGCCGGUCGAACCACGUACGCGGGCUCAGAAAAAGGGAAAGUCAGAUGAGGUUAGUGCGGAAGAACAAGCCGACGUAGAACCUUCGUCAGUUCAGGCAAACAUAGGAUUCGAAGCGCAGUCUCUCCCAGACUGUGUGCCGUCAAGUGCAUCGGAUAACAUCCAAACACUUUCACACACAAGUCGGUCUACUACGCAGCCCCUGGCAGAGGACCCAGCGACACUUCCAGGAUCGUCUUCGAUACCUACCGUACCUUUAACUUCUUCCACUGUUGCUUCAACGGUGGUAGAGUUGUCUCAAGGGGAGGCAAAACGGAAAUGCGGUCGCCCCCGAAAGAGCCUUCCGGAGCCUAUUACCAUUCAGACUCAGAUAACUCCGGCUGCGUCUACACCAUCCCCGUUCCGAAUCAAAAUUCGGGCACCUAUGCCAUCGUCCUCCAGAGUUUCAACAGCGCAAGCUUCAGAGACGACUCCACCUCCGACUACUGGUACCACUGGUACCGAAUCACUUGCUGCGACAACCGCCCCUCUAAAGCGGAAGAGGGGGAGGCCACGCAAGUAUCCUGUGCCAAUCACCGAGCAGCAGGAGGGGCUGAGUCCGGUUGUCGAGAGGAAAACUAAAGAACGUCCCUCCAAGCGACGCAAAGUUGGUUCUUCUGAGUCUAGCCGAGCUUAA